Chelonoidis abingdonii (Abingdon island giant tortoise) is the source of this 3142-nucleotide messenger RNA. It is a transcript of the gene PHLDA1, whose product is annotated as pleckstrin homology like domain family A member 1. Gene Ontology annotation, biological process: positive regulation of apoptotic process. The record is from RefSeq and is a predicted model, not a curated record. Gene Ontology annotation, molecular function: phosphatidylinositol phosphate binding. NCBI's taxonomy places the organism in Eukaryota, Metazoa, Chordata, Testudines, Testudinidae. Gene Ontology annotation, cellular component: nucleus.
CGGGGAGGAAAGGGCCCGGCCGCUGCCUGCCCCGCCGGGAGGAGGCUCCGCGGCCAGCAGGCGCAAGCCGCCCCAUGCUAGAAGGAUGCUGGAGAGCGGCUGCAAGGCGCUGAAGGAGGGCGUGCUGGAGAAGCGGAGCGACGGGCUGCUGCAGCUGUGGAAGAAGAAGCGCUGCAUCCUGACCGAGGAAGGGCUGCUCCUCGUGCCCCCCAAGCAGCCGCAGCCGGGGCCCCCGGCCGCCGAGCCGCCGGCCGCCAAGAUCAAGGAGCUGCACUUCUCCCACAUGAAGACGGUGGACUGCGUGGAGCGGAAGGGCAAGUACGUGUAUUUCACCGUGGUCAUGGCCGAGGGGAAGGAGAUCGACUUUCGGGGCCCGCAGGAGCAGGGCUGGAACGCCGAGAUCACGCUGCAGCUGGUGCAGUACAAGAACCGCCAGGCCAUCCUGGCCGUCAAGUCCACCCGCCAGAAGCAGCAGCACCUGGUCCAGCAGCACCCUGGCCACCGCCUCCGCAGCGCCUCCAAUUCCGCGUAGGGCGCCCGAGGGACCGGCUGCGGCCCAGCCCAGGUUGAAUCCAAGCAGCACUUCAGGAAGUGAGACUGAUGAGCAGCACAUUUCUGUUGUGAACAUAUUUCAGUGGAUCGACAAACUUGGCAAACCGAGGACAGCCGCGGAACAGGGAGACUGGAGAGCGUCAGGUCAACAAUCUGAAAACCCAGCGAGUUUUCUGCACAAUCCCUUCCUUGGUGCGGGGAAAACAUUUCAAGUCAUAUGGACUCUGAGUAUUAUUUAUGAACCUUGGAAAGGAUCGUCUGGCAUGAUGGGGUUUCUAGGACACAUGAUGUACUGUAAAUUUAUUUUAAAGUGUUUUAUUUUAUGGUUAUUUAUUAGGGAUUUUGUAAAAGGCUUAUUUGCAAGACCUUUCUGAAUGUAGGCCAUUAUCCAGAAAUCAAAUUCCAAAUAGAAAUUCAAAGCACACCUUAGCUCCCAGAUAUAUUGCAACCUUUGGAGAGAGAGAGGGAGGUUGUGGGAGAAGUGAAUGAUUUAUAUGACCAUGAAUGUUGGGUGCUUUUCCACAUGGAAUGCAAUAGUUUUCAUUUCUCCCCAAAAUACUAUUUUAGAAACUGUUGUUGUAUUAAUGUGGAAAGUAUAAUGCGUGGUUUAGAAUUAGGAUGAAGAUCUUAAUGCACAAGAAAUUGCUUCUCUCCAAGGGUUGGAACCUGAUGUCAAGGUUAUUAUUCUUUUUUAACCAUAAAUAUGGGGGAAGAGUAUUACAUUUUAUACACAAUUCAGUUACACAGAAUUGAUAAUCUGAUUCAUUAUUAUUAGAUAAAAUACCUUUGUUUCAUUUAUCAUAUACAGCAGUUGAAGAGGGAACUCUGACCAAUUUGAUUUGUGAUAUGAGAAUGUCAUGUUAAAAUCAUAUCAAUUUUAUGUGCUCGCUUAUUUUGUUAUGAAAAUGGUUGUAAGAGCUGAGAACUAUUUAUUAAAACUUCUGUACAUUUGAGUUCAGGGCUCUCUUGGUGCAGAAGGUUUAUGAAAGGCCAUGUUCCUGACCUUUUUCUGACAGAUUUUAAAGCCCAUCUUGUAAAUGUCUUAAAGUGUUUAAAUGAGUCAUUUCAGUCAUAAUUUUCCUAAACUGAAAAAUGCUAUAUUACUGAGAAAAACAAGCUUAUUUUGGUGUGUAAUAUUACCAGACGUAAAGAGAUGUGUUGGGAUCUUGUCUGCAUUGUGUUAAUGAACUCCAUGAAGUUAGAAAACAAAGUACUAGGCAUAUGUGUCUUCUUUCUCCUGUUGAAAUCAAUGAGAGUUUUGCUGUUGAUUUCAGCAUAUGAGGUAACUAGACCCUGAUCCAGAAAAACAAGUUAUGCCCGUGAUCAUGUGCUUUACUGGAUUGGGCCCUUAAUGUGGUGGAUCAUUUCCCAUUUUGCACUGCUGUAGUUAGAGCUCUUUGCUUUGAAAUAAAUAGGGAGUUGUCCUUAAAAAUCUGAUAGUACGAUUCGGACUUUUAUCGCUAAGUCAAGGUACAGAGCCUCAGCCAUGGAACUAUUUCUUUUUACCCACUCAGCAGGGAAAUUGCUCUGCUCUGCCCGUUUAUAAGCUAUACAAAUGUAAACAGAGACUAAAUGUAAUAUGUUUAGAACUUUUGAUUUGUAGCUUUACCUUAAAAAAAGACUGGAUAAAAGAAAUCAUGAAAAUGACACAGUGAGAUCUUACCCUUCAAAUGCAAUGCUUGGUUUAUCUCUUAAUUUACUCUCCGUCUCAUACUGAGGUCCAGUCCUGCAAGCUGCUGAAUUCAUUCUGCUCCCCUUUAUCUUACAGGGCAUUCAGGGUACUAAGCCCCUUCCAGGGUGAUGGAACAUUAUUUAGCCCUGAUCUGCAAACAUGUAAGUAGCUCCAUUAAUGUCAUUGAGACAACACAUGUGAAUAAAGUUAAGCAAGUGUUAACAGAAUUAAGGCUCAGACCUGCAAACCCUCAUGUGACCAGUCCCCAGGGGGCUAUUGGAGUUCAAGCACUUUGUGGGGAUCUAUAUUGACUGGAUUGGAAUGGCAGGUUACAAUUGCCCUAAGAAAGUCAUUCCUUUGAGGCUAAUUGAAACCGAGAAUGUUCAGCACGUUGCAGGACUGGACCCCCUCAGUCUAGGAUGCAGGAAGGAAGGAGAUGAAAAGAUACCUUGCAAGUACAGCAGCUAGUUUUCACAUCUCAAUACAUUUGCCAUUCUCAUUCUGCCAAAUCUUAGGUGAUUGUGCUGGAAGGGAGAGUUACAAAAUAGACUGUAAUUUGUAGUGGCUCCUUGAAAACCAUUGCUCGUGACUGUGUAAAACAUCUGCCUUUUAAAAAGUGCCUAAAUAUUGAUUUGUGGAAAAACGUGACCUCUUUUUCAGAGCCAUUAAUUACAGUUUAUCAGGUAGCUAAUCCACUCUUUCAGAUAUACACCUAUAGCACUGGAAAUUCACCUAUCAAAACAUGCAUUUAACCAGGUAAAGAAUAAAUGUAAUUAUUCAAAAUAUGUCUCUCUGUGAUCCAAGAUAUGUAUUUCCCUGGGAGAUGGAGUCAUUCCUAUCCUAUACAAACCUGAUCCAAAGCCCACUGAAGUCAAGACUCCUUCCAGUGGUAGAAGAACUUCCAUUGACUUUGGCAGG